AUGCUCUCACGUGUUGCUGCAGUGAAGGCACCCCGCACACACAACCGUCGCCGCAUGACCGGAUCCAGCGGGAGGAGGAGGGAAGGAAGAGAGAGUGAGCCGCAGAGGCCCAACAUGUCCCGGCAUCCCUUCUACUCUGCACUGAUGCUCCUCGUCGUGAUGAUGUGCUGUAACACUGUUGAGGCUCAGCAAACCAGUGAGGAGAAUUCGCCAGCACCGAUACCUCCACCAAAAACAUAUUUUGAUUGGGGAGAUGUGAAGGAUGAUAAGGAAACAGUGAUUUCUCUCCGUGUUCCCAGUCUUGUUGGGAUGAAUGGUGAUGUGUUUGCCGUUGCUGAGGCGCAGUGCAAAGGAAAGAAUGGUAAUGAAGAAGAUUUCACUGGGAUUGCCUCGGAGCUCCUGAAGUUGUCUGAUGAACAAAAAAAAGUGGAGUUGGACAAAACUAAACUGAGGACACAAGUACUGUUGGAAUGUACUGCCGAUAAAGAGAAAUGUGCCUCCCAAAACGCUGCUCUGGAAGGUGCUUCCGCAGGCCCAAAGAAAAAAGUACAUGUGAGCCAGCCGACAACAGUUGUGAAGGAAAAUGAAAUUUACAUGCUUGUUGGGAAAUGCAGCCAGACAGCCGUUGGUCCUCUGAAGAAUGAUGCCGAGGACUGCCGACUUUUGCUGGCGAAGGGGAAUGUCAGUGGUGAGAGCAGUAACAAAAGAAUUUAUUGGAAUGGGAUUGACGAUCUUCAGAGCACUUAUAACAUCCAGCAAGAGGCCUUGACAGCACUGCUUGGAGGCGGUGGAUCGGGUGUUCACACGGAGGACGGUACGCUUGUGUUCCCAGUGGAAGGCACAAAGAAGGGUGAAUCAAAUGACGGAAAGACCGUCUCACUGCUCAUAUACAACUCGAAGGAUACUACUGAGAUUUGGAAGUUAUCGAAGGAGAUUCCUGACGGUGGCUGCAGUGAUCCCUCCGUCGUGGAGUGGAGGAAGAAGGACAAAAAACUCAUGAUGAUGACUGCGUGUGGUGAUGGCCGCCGCAGGGUGUACGAGUCCGCUGACAAGGGGGAGUCGUGGACGGAGGCGCUCGGGACACUCUCGCGCGUGUGGGGCAACAAACAGGGCGAAGGAGUGAAGGCCGUUAGAAGCGGGUUCAUCACAGCAAAGAUUGGCGGUGAUGAAAAUAACAGAAAUGUGAUGCUUGUUACUCUGCCGGUUUAUCCCGAGAAGGACGGUAAAAAAGAAAAAGGUGAACUCCAUCUUUGGCUGACGGACAACACGCACAUUGUUGAUAUUGGGCCGGUAUCCGAUGAUGACGCUGCUGCCAGCUCCCUGUUGUACAGAAGUGCUGGAAGUGGAACUGAUAAGGAGGAGUUGAUUGCACUGUACGAGAAGAAGAACGGUGAGGAAUCAUCACCCGGUAUGGUCUCUGUGCUUCUGACCGAGCAGCUGAAGCGUGUGAAGGAUGUGCUGGCGACGUGGAAGAAAGUGGACGAAACUGUCUCCAAGCUGUGCCCCUCAAGUGCUGUGGAGAAUCCCUCACCUGGCAAUGCCUGCAGCACUACUGUUAAGAUCACGGAUGGGCUGGUUGGCUUCCUGUCCGGCAACUUCUCUGAUGACACAUGGAGGGACGAGUACCUCGGAGUGAACGCCACAGUGAAGAACAAUGAAGGGGGUAAUAAGGCAGCAUUGCAUGAAGGCAGUGUGAAGUUUACGGGAGCGUGGGCGGAGUGGCCCGUUGGCAGUCAGGGGCAGAAUCAGCUGUACCACUUUGCGAACUACAACUUCACUCUUGUGGCGACGGUGUCCAUCCACGGUGUGCCGCAGGAGGGUCCUAUUCCUUUGAUGGGUGUGCAGAUGAAUGACAGCGGGAAGACUGUACUUCUGGGACUGUCGUACAACAAAGAAAGGAAGUGGCAGGUGCUGUGCGGUGACGGAACCUCUACUGAGCUCAGCAGCGGCUGGGAGAAAGAGACACAGUACCAAGUGGUGCUUAUGCUACGGAACGGCACCCAGGGCUCCGUUUAUGUUGAUGGUCAUCGUGUGGGUGGGGAUGUGUCGUGUGCAUUGGGAAAUAAGGAUUCAAAAGAGAUCUCCCACUUCUACAUUGGAGGGGAUGGAGAAAACGCAGACAACAAAGAAGGCGUGUCUGUGACUGUGACUAACGUCCUGCUGUACAACCGCCCGUUGGAUGACACUGAGAUCGCCGCCCUCAACCCGAAUAAAGCUUCUACUCCACCUGCGGUGAAUGAGCCUUCUCAGGGAACCGUGAUUAAGACUUCUCCUGGUGGUCAAGGAAAGGAGGGACAGAGACAGUUGUUGGGGAGCAGUGAUGUGAACGGUGUAUCCGCUUCAACAGUGUCCAGUGCCACGACUUCCUCAGGAGACGAGGGGCCUGCAACCCCGUUGGCGUCAGAAGAAUCUUUCGAUGGAACUCAAAAUGUGGGUGGCGAUUCUUUUUCUGAUGGCGACGCAACGGUGGAGACGGUGGGAGGAACUAAUGGGCAGGGGGAGGACAUCCAUGCACGGGACAAGGAAGCAAAGGCUGCGGCACUCAACAGCAGCCUCGGAAAUGUGUCGCAGGGGAAUAACAGCGAUGCCGGCACUGUAAGUGGGAGCGGACUGCUGCCACUUCUUCUUCUGCUUCUGUUGGGACUGUGGGGGUUCGCGGCUCUGUGA
Molecule: messenger RNA, 2667 nt
Organism: Trypanosoma cruzi
Lineage: Eukaryota; Euglenozoa; Kinetoplastea; Trypanosomatida; Trypanosomatidae
Product: trans-sialidase, putative
Exons: 1
Coding region: 1-2667 (888 amino acids)
Biological process (GO): oligosaccharide catabolic process; ganglioside catabolic process
Cellular component (GO): intracellular membrane-bounded organelle; membrane; cytoplasm
Molecular function (GO): exo-alpha-sialidase activity
Source: RefSeq, a predicted model, not a curated record